Messenger RNA from Echinostoma caproni, 1347 nucleotides. Lineage: Eukaryota; Metazoa; Platyhelminthes; Trematoda; Plagiorchiida; Echinostomatidae. The record is from the annotation of a GenBank genome assembly.
AUGGAUCCCAUACGUGCUCAGCACAGUGUUGAAAGUGCCCAUUAUGAUCCGGACUCUGGCUAUUCAACUCGAACCAGACAAAUGACCGGGCCACUCUCCCAAACACGUCUAUCUAACAAAGAUUCACCGGAAAUUUUGAGUGAACCGUAUUGGGAUAACGAAACGAGUACCGAUCAGCAAGCUGUUGUUCGACCCCUGUAUCGGAGUGCUUCAGACUCGGAAAUUUUGUACGCCGGAAGUGAGAAAGUUGACGAGGUUCCUGGUGCCAUGCAUUACAUCCUCUCCAACGGACAAAUCGAUUACUCCGUUCUGCUACGCGGACUUUAUUGGUGCAGCACCGUUCACACGUCUCCAAGAGUAUGUUGUCAGAUACUAAAGUGUUUGUGUACACUGUUUGACCUCGGAAUAGUAGACAAUUCCGCAGCCCAAUCCCGUACACCACAAUUCAUACCCCGUAAACCGAUAAAUUUGAAAAAGCUACGCAAGAAACUGAAGUCAGGCACUACCAGUGGUCACAUAAAACGUAUCCAAUCAAUACAUUACCGUGCACCGGUUUCUGACAACCGUUCGCAAAGACCAGACCUGAGAAGGCCUACCCUGAUUGCAAUGACGGCAAAUCGAGCGAAUAAAGGAUCUUUGAGGUUGGGUAGACGUACAUCGGCUAUCCUGUACGUGGGCUCCGAUGAAAGCGAGGANAAAAGAAAUCUUGCGGUAAGUCGGGUCGCAAUGGAUCAGUCAAUGAGUGGUCGCAGCGGAGCACCCUCCCCGGAACACGGUCAACAUCAGUACACGAGUGGAUUGCACACCCAGUCCCGUAAUAGCCCUCGUACACGAGGCUGGAUAGGUGGACGUUACUCGCAGCACACCAGUCCCUGGUCAACCAUGAUACACAUGGCUAGCUCCUCAUGCAAUUCGGCCUGGCGUCACCGUCCCCCGAGCCCAUUACAGACCCCAACGCUCAGUAAACAAACAGUACGAAAAAAUCACACUCUGGCCAUCGAUAUGGUCAUAAGAAUUAUACGUCUACUGGGCUGCAGUUACGGUCACCAUGGGUCCCCAAUGUUCGGCUCACGAGAAGCCCAUGCGGAUCAGGCGACCAAAGACCGUCUGGCUNAAGACCGUCUGGCUCAAGAUGCCGGCGAUGCACGUCAAUUAGUUCACGACUGCCUUAUCCACCUAUAUGAGCUGAAUCGAGCCUUGUUUGUUCGUGUGGUCAGUCGUAUGGUUGCCUCGAUGAAUGUUACCGAUCUGAUGGAACUGUUUCACUCACUGACUGGAUUUUGCCUUGAUCCAGCAGCACAUCGAGGAGUCCAAGGUGUUAUUGAUAUACUGCUUGAGAAAUCAUGA